Messenger RNA from Myotis myotis, 2213 nucleotides. It is a transcript of the gene NRARP, whose product is annotated as NOTCH regulated ankyrin repeat protein. NCBI's taxonomy places the organism in Eukaryota, Metazoa, Chordata, Mammalia, Chiroptera, Vespertilionidae. The transcript has a single exon. Gene Ontology annotation, cellular component: cytoplasm. The coding region runs from base 1340 to 1684 and encodes 114 amino acids. Gene Ontology annotation, molecular function: phosphatase regulator activity; enzyme inhibitor activity; protein binding. The record is from RefSeq and is a predicted model, not a curated record.
CUCAGACAAGGCCUCACAGGGUGGUCUCCCAGCCGCGCCCAGAGCUGCCUCCUGGGGAAUCCCCGCAGCUUCUGCAGGAAUGCAAGUCCCAGGCUGCUGGCUGCCUCCCCGCACCCCCAGCUGUCCCCCAGCGGCCACAGCCGGGCCAUAAACUGGAAACCCUAAUGAGAUCUGGGGCCGAGCCGUGUAAAUUAAAGGCGGUUUAUGGUUUGGAAUGAGUCACUUCAGGGCUCUCUCUGGGAGCAGAGCCCGGGCCCUCCUGUCCCCACCAUGCUGUUGGGGGACCCCCAGGGGGCGGCAGGCCGCCAGCCCCGGGCUUCCUCCCCGGGAGCCCCAGGUCUCCGUCAGGGCAGGGGUGCGAGCCAGCCAGGCUGGGGGACAAACGGGGUGACCCGGGAAGGACCCGCGUGGCUGAGACCACACGCCCGAGAUGUUCGUCGAGUGGUCACCCGAGUUGACCCUGCGUCCCGGCGGCCGGGCUGGGCGGGUCUGAGCUGCGCCGGGGGCCGGAGGGUCGCGGCCGCACUCCCGCAGCGGGAGACGGAAGGGGUCUCCACCCGGACCUCCGGGGUCUGCGAUGCUCGCGACCCCCCACCCAGGACAGGUCGCCCGCGGGUCCAUCGGGGUCGCGCUCUGCUCGGGCCGGUCCCGGUCCCGUCCGCGCGGGGCGCCUGGAAUUCCCCGGGUGGCCGGAGGGAAAGUGGGCGGGCGACGGCGGAGACACUGAGGGCGGGAGCCCCGGGGGGUGGGGCGGCGGCGCGGCGAGACAGAGACCUCCCCCGCGGCCUCGGGGCUCCCGGUCCCGCGUGGCCGGCGACCAGCGCCCCCUGCGGCGAAGCGCGCCUCCCCGACGCGCCCCCGGACACGCCCCGCCCCGCCAGCGCCGCCUCCACGCAGCGCCGCCCAAUCGGCGGGCGGCCGGCGGGCGCGUCACGGAUGCCCAUUGUUAUGCAAAUAUAACGGCGGUAAAAGGCGCCCCGGCGCGGCGGGCGGGCGAGCGAGUGCAGCGGCGCGUGGGGAGGCGCGCGGGGUCCGCGCGGGAACUGCAGCCGGAGCGAGCAGGGACCCGAGAGCGCGGCGCCGCCGCCCCGGCUCGGCCGGCCCCCGAGAGCGCCGCGCCAGCCUCCGUCGCCCGCUCGCCCGGGCGCGGCUGGAUGCGGCGGGGCCCUGCGGCGGCGGCCCCCGGCCCCCAGCGCCCGGAGCGCCCAGGGGCGGCGUGCGGGGCCCGGGGGCGCCGCGCCCUCCAUGCGCCCAGGCGGGCCCCGAGACAGCCGGGGGCCCGCGCCGCCGCCGCCCGCGCUGAGCCCGGCCCGCCCCGCCGCGCGCGCCCGGCGGCAGCAUGAGCCAGGCCGAGCUGUCCACCUGCGCGGCGGCGCCCACGCAGCGCGUCUUCCAGGAGGCCGUGCGCCGGGGCAACACGCAGGAGCUGCAGUCGCUGCUGCAGAACAUGAGCGGCUGCGAGUUCAACGUGAACUCGUUCGGGCCCGAGGGCCAGACGGCGCUGCACCAGUCGGUCAUCGACGGGAACCUGGAGCUGGUGAAGCUGCUGGUUAAGUUCGGCGCCGACAUCCGCCUGGCCAACCGCGACGGCUGGAGCGCGCUGCACAUGGCGGCGUUCGGCGGCCACCAGGACAUCGUGCUCUAUCUCAUCACCAAGGCCAAGUACGCGGGCGGCGGCCGGUGACGCCCGCCCCGAGCCGGCCGCGGGCCCCACGCGUGUCGCCUCUGCUGGACCUUCCCGCCAACUACCUCGGUGUGCGCCGCGGCCACGACGAGUCCGGCGCGCGCGUCUGUGCCCACGGGACCCGCGCGGCGCCCGUUCCCCGGGGCCGGCGCCCCCCCUGGCGGCCCGGGCCGGGCAGGAGCGCUUCCCACGGCCCCGCCCGCGGCCUCGCGGGUGGGGGCGGGGCGCGGGCUCUCGCCCCUUUGAAAUUUGAGUCCGGCGACCAGCAUGUUCGGAAUCCCGCGACACCGGAUCCUCCGCUGGAAAUGCCGCCCCGGAGGAGGAGGCGGGUGGCGGGGACGCCGGGCUCGGGGCGCCCCCGCCCGCAGCACCGCGGCCGACGCGCCCCGGAGGAGAGCCGCGCGGUGGCCGGGGUUCGGAACUAUUUAUCGUGUGUGUUUGUAUUUGUGGGUGAGGUUCGUGCGCUUGAUUCCUUUCUGUUUGGGAAACACUGCGCGUGGUUACGGGGAAGAUGCAUUUUUUUCCUGGU